CACACUUUCGGAAACACUCUCCUGAGUCUCCUCCUUUCCUCCAUAAACAGGCAAGGGCCAGGGGCCAAGGGCCCAGCAAGUAACCCAAUUUUCCGACGGGCGCCAGAACUAAGAUUAUUUUAGGAAGAAAACCACCUGGAAGAAUCAAUGAAGUUCCUUCUUUUCACAUUUGUUGGUGUUGUUCACCUUUUCUCCCUGAACUCUGGGAAAGCGAUCUAUAAGAAUGACAUCUCUCGGAGGACUUUUCAAGAAAUAAAAGAAGAAAUAGCCCGCUAUAAAGAUGUUGCUAAAGCAAUCAUCAACCUUGCUGUUUAUGGUAAAGCCCAGAACAGAUCUUAUGAGCGACUGGCACUUCUGGUUGAUACUGUUGGACCCCGACCAAGCGGCUCCAAGAGCUUGGAAAAAGCCAUCCAAAUCAUGUACCAGAACCUGCAGGAAGAUGGGCUGGAGAAUGUCCACUUGGAGCCGGUCAAAAUACCUCACUGGGAAAGGGGAGAAGAAUCUGCUGUGAUGCUGGAGCCAAGGGUUCACAAGAUGGCUAUUUUGGGUCUUGGCAGCAGCAUUGGGACUCCUCCAGAAGGCAUUACGGCAGAAGUUCUGGUGGUGACCUCUUUCGAGGAACUGCAGAGAAGGGCCCCAGAAGCAAGAGGCAAGAUUGUUGUUUAUAAUCAACCUUACGUCAACUACUCGAAGACAGUGCAGUACCGGGUCCAGGGGGCAGUGGAAGCUGCUAAAGUGGGAGCUUUGGCGUCCCUGAUUCGCUCAGUGGCUUCCUUCUCCAUCUACAGUCCUCACACAGGUAUUCAGGAAUACCAGGAUGGUGUGCCAAAAAUCCCGACAGCUUGUAUCACAGUGGAAGAUGCAGAGAUGAUAUCCAGGAUGGCUUCUCGUGGGAACAGAAUUGUUAUUCAGCUGAAGAUGGGGGCAAAGAACUACCCAGAUGCUGAUUCCUUCAACACUGUAGCAGAGAUCAUUGGCAGCAAGUACCCAGAGCAGGUUGUACUGGUCAGUGGACAUCUGGACAGCUGGGACGUUGGGCAGGGCGCCAUGGAUGAUGGCGGCGGAGCCUUUGUAUCAUGGGAAGCACUCUCGCUUAUUAAAGAUCUUGGGCUGCGACCAAAGAGGACUCUGCGUUUGGUGCUCUGGACUGCCGAGGAACAAGGUGGAAUCGGGGGCUUCCAGUAUUACCAGUUACACAAGGCAAAUAUUUCCAACUACAGCCUGGUGAUGGAGUCUGAUGAGGGAACCUUCUUACCCUCUGGGCUGCAAUUCACUGGCAGUGAGAAGGCCAGGGCCAUCAUGGAGGAGGUCAUGAGGCUGCUGCAGCCUGUCAAUGUCACACAGGUCUUUAGGACUGGAGAAGGGACAGACAUUAACUUCUGGAUCCAAGCUGGAGUGCCUGGAGCCAGUCUAGUUGAUGACCUUUAUAAAUAUUUCUCCUUCCAUCACUCCCAUGGAGAUACCAUGACUGUCAUGGAUCCAAAGCAGAUGAAUGUGGCUGCUGCUGUUUGGGCUGUUGUCUCUUAUGUCAUCGCAGACAUGGAGGAAAUGCUGCCCAGGUCUUAACAAGAACAAGCAAGCAAGCACUUUUGUCCUUUCUGGCCAGGAAUUCUAGGAAUGCAGCUCCAGGAAGUCCCUCUUCAACUAACAGUUUGAUCUCACCUGAUCCAUUUUCAGAGCAUAAUACUUUCUCAUACUUUCUGUUACCAUCUUUCUCAAUGCUUUCCAAAUUCUCUGUUUCUAAAGGAAGAAAUGAUCCCCACUCCCACAUACAGUCAAAAUAUGGUAUCUUAUGGAUUACAGUGGGGACCUUUCUUUAUACCACCUGUGAAAAUUAUUGUUUCUACUUUGAAAGUAAAUACUCAAUAAAUAUUUGGAAGAUC
Messenger RNA from Enhydra lutris kenyoni (northern sea otter), 1883 nucleotides. RefSeq names its product carboxypeptidase Q. Gene Ontology annotation, molecular function: metallodipeptidase activity. The coding region runs from base 148 to 1566 and encodes 472 amino acids. The transcript has 8 exons. Lineage: Eukaryota; Metazoa; Chordata; Mammalia; Carnivora; Mustelidae. The record is from RefSeq and is a predicted model, not a curated record. Gene Ontology annotation, biological process: peptide catabolic process; thyroid hormone generation; proteolysis.